This is a messenger RNA of Ooceraea biroi (clonal raider ant), 4908 nucleotides long. RefSeq names its product polypeptide N-acetylgalactosaminyltransferase 5 (gene Pgant5). NCBI's taxonomy places the organism in Eukaryota, Metazoa, Arthropoda, Insecta, Hymenoptera, Formicidae. Gene Ontology annotation, cellular component: Golgi apparatus. Gene Ontology annotation, biological process: protein O-linked glycosylation. Gene Ontology annotation, molecular function: polypeptide N-acetylgalactosaminyltransferase activity. The record is from RefSeq and is a predicted model, not a curated record.
CGAACAGGUGUCUCCCCGCUCCGUGACGCCCUAACCUCGGCGUUCGGCCGUGCUCCGUUUCGCUCCGUGCCGCGCCGCGCCGCGCGCCUCAUUCCGCGCGAUGUCAGGCGUAUCCCACGUUUAGUCGACGACGGACGACAUGCACGCUCGCGAGUGUCUUCCUGAGCCGCGCCGUUAGCCGGGAAUCCGCCGAAGGAGAAGCGCCGGAAGCCCGCUCCUCCGUCAUGUGAUUCCACGAAGGUCCGCCCAAUCAGCAGAAUUCGGUUGUGAAUAUUUCGCCUAGGUCUCUCCUCUCUCCCUCUUCCCCUCUUCCUCUCUCUUCCUCUCUCUGCUAAUCUCCUCGUCCGGAUCCACGUCGUCCUUUGUUACCGCGGAGUCUGCGCGCGCGCCGGAAACCGGGUGAUGAACUCGUGGUGCAAGCGGAAGAUCGGCGCAACCGUUGCAAGAUGUUCCGCUCCAAGAUUCGCAUCCACACGUGUCAAGUGAUACUGCUGACUUCGCUAGUAUGGUUCCUGGUCGACGUCAUGGUGCUGAUGCUCUACUCGGACUGCAUCGGAGGGUCCGGAUGGGGCUGCGCGGAUAACAAGCAGCAGCAACAGCAACAGCAAGCGCUGCAAUCGGACGAAUCGCCUCUGCUUCACCCGAAAUCGCCGAUGAGGGAGGCGCAACUAUUGAAGUACGAGUCCAACAACAAGAGACAGUAUCCGGAGUCCAAGUUGCACUUGUGGCGACCUGCGAAGGUCAUCAGGGAGAGCAAGGGUAGCCCAGGCGAGAUGGGGGCGGCGGUGCACAUCGCGCCGGAGAACGAGGCCAAGCAGCAGGAGCUGUUUAAGUUGAAUCAGUUCAAUCUGAUGGCCAGCGACAUGAUCUCCCUGAACCGAUCGUUGAAAGAUAUCAGGCUGGAGGGCUGUAAGAAUAAAAAGCACCCCAAGUACCUACCUGACACGAGUAUCGUGAUAGUUUUCCACAACGAGGCGUGGACCACGCUGCUGAGAACGGUCUGGUCCGUGAUAAACAGGUCUCCCAGAUCGCUGCUGAAGGAGAUCAUCCUCGUGGACGACGCGAGCGAACGUGAGCAUCUGAAGCAAGACUUGGAGGACUAUAUAACCACGCUGCCCGUUCCCACGUAUGUGUACCGCACCGAGAAAAGGUCGGGCCUGAUAAGGGCGAGGCUUCUGGGGGCGAAACACGUGAAGGGACAAGUAAUCACGUUUCUGGACGCGCAUUGCGAGUGCACGGAGGGCUGGCUGGAGCCGCUGUUGUCGAGAAUCGCGAAUGACCGACACACCGUCGUCUGCCCGAUCAUCGACGUGAUCAGUGACGACACCUUCGAGUACAUCCCGGCCAGUGAUAUGACGUGGGGCGGCUUCAACUGGAAGUUGAAUUUCAGAUGGUAUCGAGUCGCGCAGAGGGAGAUGGAUAGGAGAAACGGCGACCGGACGGCACCGCUGCGAACACCGACCAUGGCUGGCGGAUUGUUCUCCAUCGACAAGGACUACUUCUACGAGUUGGGCGCGUACGACGAGGGUAUGGACAUUUGGGGCGGUGAAAAUCUCGAAAUGAGCUUCCGGAUAUGGAUGUGUGGUGGGACGUUGGAAAUCGCAACGUGCUCCCACGUCGGCCACGUGUUCCGUAAGUCCACCCCGUAUACCUUCCCGGGCGGUACCAGCAAGAUAGUCAACCACAACAAUGCGCGGCUCGCGGAGGUCUGGUUGGACCAGUGGAAGUACUUCUAUUACAACAUUAAUCCAGGAGCGCGAAACGUCGACGUGGGUGACGUCUCCGAGCGGAUAAAACUCCGAGAGAAGCUCAAGUGCAAGAGCUUCCGAUGGUACUUAGAGAAGAUAUAUCCGGAGUCGCCAAUGCCGUUGGAUUACUACUACCUCGGCGACGUAAAGAAUGUCGAGACGCAAACGUGUUUGGACACCAUGGGCAGGCGGACCGGCGAGAACGUUGGAAUUAGUUAUUGUCACGGAUUGGGUGGCAAUCAGGUGUUCGCUUAUACGAAACGACAGCAGAUAAUGUCCGAUGAUAUGUGCCUUGAUGCAGCUAGUCCGCAAGGUCCGGUGAAGAUCGUACGAUGUCACGGCAUGGGUGGUAAUCAAGCCUGGGUUUAUAAUGACGAGACGAAAAUGAUCAGACACACAAACACGGGUCACUGUUUGUCGAAGCCCCACUCGGGCGACGCGUCGCAGCCCGUUCUGGCGCAGUGUGACGCUAACAGCAUCGGCCAGAAGUGGAUAAUGCGCAGCAAAUUCAAGUGGCAAGCCAGCUAAUACGAAUCGAGAGUCCUAUAAACGCGAGAUCUGUAUGCAAUAUUUGUUAAUAUAUAUUUAGUAAUUCAAACGACGAUGAAGCACCGCAACCGCGAGGGACCUUCCGAGUGCGCGUACGCGAGAGAGGGAAGAGAGAAAACGUGAGAGUACUGUAACGAGCGGAGGUGAGGCGCAAGAAGAGUGGACGCUUCACGCCGCGAUCGGUGGCUUUUCGUCUGUGCGUUAAAAAAAUGGAAUUGACAGUGCGCGAGGAACGCGACGCGACGAGACCUCGCCCGAAACGAAAUUGGAAGCGAGCUUAAGUCUUAUUUAAGUCGACAACUCGCGCGAUCCCGCGAGUUAGGAUUUACUUAGCGAUCGACAGCAGUAUCGGGAACUUUACUGCCAUUCCUUGUGGUACGAGCCUCACGGUACGCCUUGAUCAAUGCACCAGCGAGUGAUGGAUGGAUGAGUUUCUCCGACCGCGUUGGUGGACACACAAGUGAUACUAAAUGACGAACAAAAGAGGAAAGAAGAAAGAGAGAGAGAGAGAGAGAUAGAGAAAGAUAUAGUGAAUUCAUUUUCUUCUCUUCUGGCUGGCGCGAGGCAGCAGCAGAGAAGAAAGCAUAUCAGACCACUGUUGAGAAUAAAAAUAAUUGUUAAUACAAGAGAGAGAGAGAGAGAAACAUAUUUGAUAAUUUCGGAUGAGUGCAAUGACGGAUGACUGGCUGUUGGAUCGAUGAUGCGCGAGAUGUGAAUAUAUAUGCUAGAGCGUCGCGACGUCGCGUGACACGGACACCGGAGUGAAUGCUAGUGCGAAUGCUAGUGAGAUCGAUGUGUAAAAUUGCUACCGAUAAUAACGAUAGAUUAUUAUUGUACAAUCCAUUUAACGACUAGCGAGGAGAAUGCUAGAUCUUUUUAUAUUCAUGUUUCCGAUAUAGUUCCUCUCGUUGCAUCUCGUUCGUAUAAUUUAUAACUGUCGCGCAUACGCAUACGUUUCACGCGCGAAGAAUGUACUUAUCGGGAUUCCGGAUAGCAGCGUUAGGACUCGACGUUCAUCAGGUCUUUCUCUUCUUCCGUUUAGUUUAGCCGCCUUGCGAUUAUUAUUAAUUGUCGUUCAAUUAUGGGGACAACGUAAUUUUAGGUAGUACAGUGUCUUCCACGUUUCAACGAUAGCAGAUUCAUAUUUUUCCGAUCGGUCGCAUCACGCGCGCGCAUAUUCGCGAGUUAUCCACGUUAACCACGUCCCUGAGUGAUAUUUAAUCCGUGAUACUUCAUCCGACGUGAGAAAUUGCUCUGGAAACGUUAUACAUCGUCUCGAGCGGGACGCGGAUAGAGCCGAGCUCUCUGCCGCGAACGGAUGAUCCGUCGUAACUUUCUCUUUUCAAGGAAAUCAUUAACUAUUUCGAUACAAUGCACUCUUAUGCAACGCGUCUCAAGAAAAAUGAUCUCCAGUCACGGAUCACGUGAUCAAUCACCCGGCGCAAUUAAAAAUGCAAUAUUAUUCCGCAGGAAAUUGUUCGUUCCAUCAUGCAAUGAUAAAAAUGACUUAUAACUGGAAUUAUGCGAGAUUCCCAAAUGCUCGGCGCUUUUUCCCUCUGGCAUUAUGUAAAUUUCUCUGUCUGGCAUUAUACAUUGUAAUUUUAUCGCUUCAAUAAUUACGUGAAAAUUGUAUAUAUUUUGCUUAGUGCUUAGUCAAGGAUAAAUCAUAAAUCUUUCGUUGGAUACACGGAAGCCUUUACGAGUUUUACGUACGCUUUUGCGAAACAACUUCCAAUAUGACCCUUCCGAUCUUCCCCCGCAGCGACUGCUAUCGAAUGACGAGUAUACUCAUUAUUCUUAUGUAAUCCGAAAGAAUGUUAUGGUGAUGGUGCAACGUUAAUAGUGCUUGCUACAUUUGUCUUCUAAGACUGUGCGGUAUUUAUUUUUGUAUAGAAUCGACUCGAGACUCAUACGUUGAUUGAGAGAUACGCGACAUGUGUUGGUCCGCCGUUACAGACGAGUGACGAAACGUGCGAAAUCACGAUAGUCAAUAGUACCUUCUUGCAAAAUACGUCAUUCCUUACAGGCUAGCUUCGUAACUUCUUUCACCGAGGAAUACCGCUAUUAAUUAUUAAACGAAUCAAAUCGCUGACGAAUGUCCAUUUUCAUCAUUUGCUCAACGAACAGUUUCGCGAUUAAAGGAGGCAGGUAUCGAUUAUUAUAACAACCUGAGCUGCGUAAGCGUAAUCUUUUGAGGACAAUAAAAUUGUUUGUAUAUUCCAUUGGGUUUAUGUAAUACAUGUCUCUAUAAUGUAGCGUCAUAAUUUAAACAAUUUUAAAACGUUUCUCGAAACAAUGUAGUAAAAUUUGUAAAGCGAACGUACGUGUGUGUGUGUAUAUGUAUACACACACGACAUUGAAAUUCAUAACUUUCAAUUCUUUUCACGGACUGUAAUCGAGAUCGAUUAAACGACGACAAUUUGUUUUAUAGUCGUUAAAAUUGUACCACAUAAGUAUUCUAUAGAACCUUACGAGAAUAACCGUGAUCGAUAUAAUUAUAUCUUGUUAGAAUAAAUGAUUAGUUUCGUUACAUAUACGUGGAAAUGUUGACAUUAUUAUUUCAAUACGAUGAUAUGACGACUCCUGUUUAAUAAAUGCAAUUGUUUAAUUC